AUGUUUUUGACCAGAAUUCUUUCAUCUCCGCCUAAAUCUCCAAGGAACAUUUUCUUUCCAUGGCAAAAUAUAUGUGUUCACAGAACAGGAGCGUUUCUAGAACGGAACAGACUUGCCCUAAGAGUUCCAAUAAACCUUACCAAGUUUGAGAUAAGGGAGUAUUUAAGGAAGCUUUACGAUGCCAAGGUCAUUAAAGUUAACACACUAAUUAAAAUACCUAGAAUAAAAAGAGACUUUUCAAGUAGACUACCUAAAUAUUACAGAAAUGGGCCUAUGUAUAAGAAGGCAAUAGUGACACUUGAACACUCAGUUCCAGACGAGGUUAAGAUGAUGGGUAUGGACUUCGAGCUGGGAAAGAAUCCAUCAAUAACAAAGAAGAAUGUACAUUACGGAAAGAAAUCAGAUUUUAGUUAUUUACCAAAUAGAAAAAACGACCCAUAUACGGGAGAAUACGAGGAGGCAUGGAAGCUGCCCAUACCGAAUUUAUUAGCAGAUGAUGAUUGGGAAAUUAUUCCAGAGCUAAAUCAAAACGUUGACCAUAUGAGAAUGAAACCGGAUCCAACAGAACCACACAUACACGGAGGCUCUUACACAUAUAACAGGAAACCAGAUACUGUUCCGACCCAGCAAAAUCAAAUAAUGGAUUUAACUCCAUGGAGAAGGAAAUUAAAGAGAAUAGAAAGACCAGAAGGCCAAGAUACAGAUAUCGAUUCUGAGGAGGCCAAACCUACCCCCUGGAAUUUCCCUCCAGCACAUUAAAUAUUUUUUAUUAAUGUACAUUUC
Messenger RNA from Theileria parva strain Muguga, 783 nucleotides. Its product is annotated as Ribosomal protein L23 family protein. Gene Ontology annotation, biological process: mitochondrial translation. Gene Ontology annotation, cellular component: ribosome; mitochondrial large ribosomal subunit. The transcript has 4 exons. NCBI's taxonomy places the organism in Eukaryota, Apicomplexa, Aconoidasida, Piroplasmida, Theileriidae. The record is from RefSeq and is a predicted model, not a curated record. Gene Ontology annotation, molecular function: structural constituent of ribosome. The coding region runs from base 1 to 759 and encodes 252 amino acids.